Molecule: messenger RNA, 1928 nt
Organism: Suncus etruscus (white-toothed pygmy shrew)
Lineage: Eukaryota; Metazoa; Chordata; Mammalia; Eulipotyphla; Soricidae
Gene: ST8SIA1
Product: ST8 alpha-N-acetyl-neuraminide alpha-2,8-sialyltransferase 1
Exons: 5
Coding region: 89-1159 (356 amino acids)
Biological process (GO): oligosaccharide metabolic process; N-glycan processing
Molecular function (GO): alpha-N-acetylneuraminate alpha-2,8-sialyltransferase activity
Source: RefSeq, a predicted model, not a curated record
CCUGGGCGCCCCCCCGCUGCUGCAGCCUCGCCCUAAGACUCUGGUGAGACUCUGGCCUGGCCUCCCCGCCAGGGACCCCCGGGUGGCGAUGAGCCCCUGUGGGAGAGCCUGGAGACACCAGUCCAGAGGAGCCAUGGCAGUUCUGGCGUGGAAGUGUCCAAGGACCCGGCUGCCUGUGGGUGCCAGUGCUCUCUGCAUCGUGGUGCUCUGCUGGCUCUACAUCUUCCCGGUGUAUCGGCUGCCAAAUGAGAAGGAGAUCGUACAGGGCGUCCUGCAACAGGGCACUGCUUGGAGGAGGAACCAGACAGCCGCCAAAGUCUUCAGGAAACAGAUGGAGGACUGCUGUGACCCUGCCCAUCUCUUUGCUAUGACUAAAACGAAUUCCCCCAUGGGGAAGAGCAUGUGGUAUGAUGGAGAGUUUUUAUACUCAUUCACCAUUGACAAUUCAACUUAUUCUCUCUUCCCCCAGGCAACCCCAUUCCAGCUGCCCCUGAAGAAAUGCGCAGUGGUGGGAAAUGGUGGGAUUCUGAAGAACAGUGGCUGUGGCCAGCAAAUAGAUGAAGCCAAUUUUGUCAUGCGGUGUAAUCUUCCACCCUUGUCAAGUGAAUAUAUCAAAGAUGUGGGAUCCAAAAGUCACUUAGUGACUGCUAACCCCAGCAUAAUUAGACAAAGGUUUCAGAACUUAUUGUGGUCCAGAAAGACAUUUGUGGACAACAUGAAAAUUUAUAACCACAGUUACAUCUACAUGCCUGCCUUUUCUAUGAAGACAGGAACAGAGCCAUCCCUCCGGGUUUAUUAUACACUGUCAGAUGUCGGUGCCAAUCAAACAGUGUUGUUCGCCAACCCCAACUUUCUACGUAAUAUUGGUAAAUUCUGGAAGAAUAGGGGAAUCCAUGCCAAGCGCCUGUCCACGGGACUUUUUCUGGUGAGCGCAGCUCUAGGGCUUUGUGAAGAGGUGACUCUCUAUGGCUUCUGGCCUUUCUCUGUGAAUAUGCAUGAACAGCCCAUCAGCCACCACUACUACGAUAAUGUCUUGCCCUUUUCUGGCUUCCAUGCUAUGCCCGAGGAAUUUCUCCAACUCUGGUAUCUUCAUAAAAUCGGUGCACUACGAAUGCAGCUUGAUCCCUGCGAGGAUGCCUCACUCCAGCCCACUUCCUAGGGAUAAUGGAAGAAAAAAAGAUUGAGCCAGGGUAUUUUUGUUACAUUUUAUACAUGAAUCCAAAAAGAGAAAUGGUCAAGUUGUUUCAUGGAUAGUCAUGGGCAACUUGGAGGGAAAAAAAAAAAGAAAAAACGGAAGAAAAUUCCAAAGGAAACCUUCUUUCAAUGUUGACUUGAAAACAAGCAAGAAAUGAAAGUCUAUGAAAUAUUUUAUAAAACAUAACUUUGUAGACAGUAAAAUACUGAUGAAUGAUGUUGGUAAAGAAUUUUUACAUGGUUCAUAUCUAAAGGAUGUCAUUUAUAAACAGGAUGGAACUCUGGUUGUUGGAUCCAAGAAAGAAUUCCAAGUGGAUUAAAGGAAAUAAUAGUGCUAGGAAAAUUGCAGUUGAUUAUCAACACAAACUGGAUUAACUUUUAUAAAAAAAAAAAAGACUGUCCUAUUAAGACUGGCAUUAGGACCAUAGGUUUUAAUAUAUAUUUAUUUUUGCUCUGUUUAGGGGCAGUGAGUAUGCAAUGGAGUAGAUUUUUUUUAAAUCCCUUACAGAGUAAUAAGGGUACAAAAUGCUUAUGGCUGAUCAUUGUGAUUUGUUGAGCCAAGUCUAUGUUACCUAGAGUUCCCUCCUUUUUAAUGGUUAAAAACAAAUGCUUCCCCCACUUCUGUCAAGUCCUCUUAGAUAAUGUGAAACAUUGUUGAAUUUAGAUUGUGUUGAUUCUUAGUCCGGAUAAUAUGAGCCACUUUACCUCCUUUUCAUAAACUCAGUUCACAUUCA